Engraulis encrasicolus (European anchovy) is the source of this 7364-nucleotide messenger RNA. RefSeq names its product latent transforming growth factor beta binding protein 1 (gene ltbp1). Bases 156 to 4784 code for a protein of 1542 amino acids. NCBI's taxonomy places the organism in Eukaryota, Metazoa, Chordata, Actinopteri, Clupeiformes, Engraulidae. Gene Ontology annotation, molecular function: calcium ion binding. The transcript has 37 exons. The record is from RefSeq and is a predicted model, not a curated record.
ACGGGCACGGCAAUGGCGGGGGGCGUACCACGGUGCACAGCGUCGUGCCCCAGAGACCCAUCCCGCAGCAGGCCUACCCCGUGCCGCAGCCCCAUGGCCAUGGGGGGGUGCCGGUGCCCGUGGCGGUGCCCGGCGGUGCCAACGUGGCGGCCCAGAUGACGGUGACCAUGAAGCACCAGGGGGGCCACCACCCACAUGUCAUCAGGCAGCAGCAGCCCUAUCCACAGCAGGUCCGUCAGCCCAUCUCGGUUCCUCUUCAGCCGGGUCAGAGCCAGCAGUUCAUCCUGAAGCCCAAGUACUACCACACCACCCAGGUGGUGCAGCACCGCGUGGGGCCCCCCCAGCCGGACCGCCCCAUCCCCCUCUCGAUGGGCCACGGCCAAGUCCAUGCGCUGGGCAACCAGACGGGCAGGAUCAAGGUGGUCUUCACCCCCACCAUCUGCAAGGUGACCUGCAUGGGCGGACGAUGCCACAACUCCUGUAAGAAGGGCAACACCACCACCAUCAUCAGCGAGAACGGCUACUCCACCGACACCCUCACCGCACCAAACUUCAGAGCCGUGGUGUGCCACCUGCCCUGCAUGAAUGGCGGUAAAUGCAGCGCGCGUGACAAGUGCCAGUGCCCGCCCAACUUCACCGGCAAGUUCUGCCAGAUGAACGUGCCCAACGGCAACGGCCAUCGGCAGCAGGGCACCGGGGGCCAGACGAGCCAGGUCCACUCCACACACACCCUGCCCCUCACCUACAACAACGGACAGAACCAGGUGCACUUCCCUCCCAACUUCGUCAACAUCCACGUCAACCACCCUCCCGAGGCCUCGGUGCAGAUCCACCAGGUCUCCCAGCUGGACGCCAACGGCCAGAAGGUGAAAGGCGGCGCAGGGGGCAGCGGGGGCGCCACGCACACCCACACCCGCACCCACCACCGGCAGCACCACACCUACCAGCACUCGGAGACCAGCAUCAGCCACAGCGGCCACACCAAGGUCCAGCAGCAAGGCCACUCCUCCUCGUCCAGCGUGGUCUACCCCAACCAGCAGACCUACAUCCCCUUCCAGCCAUUUUAUACAAUUUAUAGUAAUGUUCGCUCUGAAAUUCAUUUAGCAAACUUCUGUCUUUUAACAUCGGUAUGUAUCGUAUUGUUUCAUAGGUCCAGCAGCAAGGCCACUCCUCCUCGUCCACAGCCCGUCACCUCCAAGACCCAGCUGGGACGCUGCUUCCAGGAAACCACAGGGGCCCAGCACACUGAUUACGGCGGGCAGGGCAGGACAGGGCAGGGCAGGGCAGGGUGGCUGAUGAACUUCAUCCGCACGUCCGACAAGAGACGCUCCGGCUUUGGCGAGCGAUGGCCCCCAUACGUCAGCCCUGGCAGCCUGCAAACCUCACUGGAGGAGGAGGGAGACAUUGACGAGUGUGCGCAGGUGCCAGGCCUGUGCCCCAAUGGAGACUGUGUCAACGCCCAGGGUAGCUACCGCUGCUACUGCCGCCCAGGCUUCCAGCCCGACUCCUCCCUGACUGGCUGCGUCCCCGACACCCCUGUCGUCCCAGAGGAGAAGGGCGACUGCUUCCGAUUGGUCGGUUCGGGGAGGCAGUGCUUGCACCCGGUGUCAACCCAGCUGAGCAAGCAGCUGUGCUGCUGCAGUGUGGGUAAAGCCUGGGGCCCUCGCUGCGACAAAUGCCCCCCGCCCGGAACAGCUCUGUUUCAUGAGAUCUGCCCUGGCGGAAUGGGCUACCAUGUUACUGGACAGAUCAAGCACAAGCAUGUCGUCAGGCCCCAGCCCCAGCCCCAGCCCCAGCCGCAGCCCCAGCCCCAGCCUCAGCCUCAGCCUCAGCCCCAGCCUCAGCCCCAGCCCCAGCCUCAGCCUCAGCCUCAGCCCCAGCCCCAGCCCAGGCCCAGGCUGCCGACCCAGGGCCCACCUCCAGCACCUCUCCCCACCGCUCACAAACCGGUGGAGGCCCUCAGCGUGACAGAGAGGCAACUUCCUGUAGCUACACAUGCGCCGGAGCAGGAGCUGGUUCUGCCAGGCGGUAAUAAUAGAUCAGUAGUUGAGCCUGGCCAACCUCAGCUCUCUCCUGGGAUCUCUACCAUCCGCUUGGAGCCACCGUACCCAGAAAUUGUGGAGAAGACGUCUCCGCCAGUGCCCGUUGAGAUCCCUCCAUCCAGCGCCAGCCAAGGAAUUGCACCUACCCAGUUUGCAGAGGUGAACGAGUGCCAGGUGAGUCCAGACAUCUGUGGUCCCGGGAUCUGUUACAACACGCCGAAGGGCUACACCUGCCACUGCGAAGAGGGCUUCCAGCUGAACACAGAGCAAACCACCUGCGUAGACGUUGAUGAGUGUUCCCAGAGUCCCCUGCCGUGUGCCAACGGUCGCUGUAGCAACACCCCCGGUGGCUUCCAGUGCCUGUGCCAACACGGCUUCCAGCCUGAUGAGGAUGGCACCAGCUGCGUCGAUAUUAAUGAGUGUCUGCGUCCUGGUGCGUGUGGGGGUGAUGGCUUCUGUGUCAACACUUUGGGCUCCUUCACGUGUCGCCGCUGCAGUGCCGGCUACAGGAUGAACCCACAUGGCCAAUGUGAAGACAUUGACGAGUGCCUGGACAAAUCCAACUGCCCGUCAGGCCUUUGCUACAACACGCCCGGUUCCUUCGACUGUGAUCCGUGUCCAGCUGGCUUCGAGGGCAGGGGAGGCCAGUGUGUCGAUAUAGAUGAAUGCCUGGAUGCCUCCAUCUGUGCGCAUGGCAGAUGCUCCAACUUCGAGGGCUACUUCGUCUGUUCCUGUGACGAGGGCUAUGCACUGAGCCCUGAUGGCAAGUCCUGCACAGAUGUGGAUGAAUGUCAAGAUGACCACGUGUGCACGAGGGGCCACUGCCAGAACAGCGAGGGCUCGUUUGUGUGUAUCUGCGAGGCCGGCUUCAGGGUGUCACAGGCUGGGGACCAGUGUGAUGACGUGGAUGAGUGCCAGGAGCUGGCGGAGGUGUGCGACGGUGUGGGCGUGUGUGUCAACAACAUCGGCUCCUACGUCUGCAGCUGCUCACAGGGCUACCAGCAGGUCAACGGCACCAGCUGCAUAGAUGUCAACGAGUGUGUGGACGAUACGGAGCUGUGUGGAGCCAAUGGAGAAUGCCUGAACGUCGACGGCUCCUUCCAAUGUGUGUGCGACCGCGGCUACACUGUCAACCAGGCAGCAAACACCUGUGAAGAUGUGGAUGAGUGCGAGGAGCUGGGGCUCGGCAUCUGCGGGGCUUGGCAGUGCGAGAACACGCUGGGAUCCUACACCUGCGUGGUGGGCUGCCCGCCCGGACACGAACGCGGCCCCGACGGUGGCUGUGUCGAUAUUGAUGAGUGCAACCAGAACAAGACGCUGUGUGGGGGUACGGGCUUCUGCGAGAACAGCGCCGGCUCCUUCAGAUGCCACUGUGACAGCGGCUACAAGAACACAGAGGACGGGCAGGGCUGCGAAGAUGUGAAUGAGUGCGACCUGCUGGCUGGUGUGUGUGGCGACGCCCGCUGUGAGAACGUGGAGGGCACUUUCCUCUGCAUGUGUGCUGACGACAGCCAGGAGUACAACCAGAUGACCGGCAAAUGUGACACCGUUCCCCCAGCGUCGUCGGUGGAGCGUAAGGAGUGCUACUACAACCUGAACGAUGAGAACCUGUGUGACAACGUGCUGACCAGCAGUGUCACCAUCCAGGAGUGCUGCUGCACGCUGGGGGCCGGCUGGGGGGACAACUGCGAAGUGCACCCCUGCCCAGUGCCAGGCACAGAUCAGUUUGCCAAGAUGUGUCCAGGAGGCAAAGGCAAGGUGCCCAGUGGAGAUGAUGUCUUUGGCGUGGCUGCAGUCAACUCUUACAAAGAUGCGGAUGAGUGCGCCCUGUUUGGCACGGAGAUCUGCAAAGGGGGCUUCUGCCUCAACAACGAGGGGACGUACGAGUGCUACUGCAAGGCCGGACUCUUCUACGAUGAGACCAGGCUGGAGUGUGUGGACACGGAUGAGUGCCAGGAUGAGUCUAAUUGUCUGGGCGGGGAGUGUAUGAACACGCCCGGCUCCUACAACUGCUUCUGCACCCCGCCGAUGGUGCUGAUGGACAAGCAGUGUAUCUUUAACCCCUCCGUGGCAGAGCACCGUGAGCAGGUCUUCCAGGACGUGUGUUGGCAGACGGUGAUGCCCACCACGCUGACCUGCAACGACAUGCUGGCCAACCGCAAGACCACCUACACCGAGUGCUGCUGCCUGUAUGGGGAGGCCUGGGGCAUGAACUGCGCCCUCUGCCCCCCCAGGGACACCGAGGACUAUGCCACCAUGUGUAACGUGCCCCUGAGCGGUAAUCGACGGCCCUACGGUCGCGACGCGUUGGUGGAUUUUGAACAAAAGUACCCCUCGGAGAGUGAUCCGUAUGACGCCUUUGAGGGUCUGCGUGCGGAGGAGUGCGGCGUGCUGAACGGUUGUGAGAACGGCCGCUGCGUGCGCGUGCAGGAAGGCUACACCUGCGACUGCUUCGACGGCUACACGCUCGACAUGUCUCGCAUGGCCUGCGUAGAUGUAAACGAGUGCUCGGAGCUGAACAAUCGCAUGUCCCUGUGCAAGAACGCCAAGUGCAUCAACACCCAGGGCUCCUACAAGUGCCAGUGUCUGCCCGGCUUCGUGCACUCCGAGCGGCCCAACUACUGCGUGCCGAAGGAGAAGGCCCAGCAAGCAGCAGCAGCAGCAGCAGCAGGAGGAUCAGCACCACAACAAACUGCAGCAGCAGCCAGAGAAGCAGCAGCAGCCAGCAGCGAGAGGGAGUGAUGACCCUGAAAGCCCAGCAGAGGGCGCCAGAAACACUAAAACACUUAUUUAAUCCAAGCCCAUAUAUUCUGCACUGUAUAAAAUGAAACUAAAACAGGAAGAAAAAAAAACUGAAAAAAAGAACAAAAAAAAGAGAAUUCAGUCAUACUUGAGAUGAAGACCUGAUUACAAAAAAAAUGCUAUGUGGUUUCUGUGGAGAGAAGAGAGAGCAGAAUUGUAUAAAAUGUAUUUUUUUUGUCUGUUUCAAUUUUAUUUUUGUUUUGUUUUGUUCUGUUUGUCUUGUUUUUAUUUUGUAAGGUUUUCUUAAAUAAGAAGGAGCUUUUUAAAAAAGAAAAAAAACGCACGAGCGAGACACUGGGUCUUCUUGUGCGCCGACAAACCCUACGAACUGUUGCUGGGGGAUAAUGUUUUAGUAUUUUAUUUUUCCCAAUCUGAGGCAACCUUUGUUUAUGGUUCCGUUACAGCAGGGGUGGGGAACCUAUGUCUCGAGGGCCGUUCACAGCCAUCCUUUUAGGUCAUCUUGUCCUGCCUUCGAUGUAAUUCUAAUGUUUAAUGUGUGUUUAUAAAGAAAUUUUAGAAAUUACAUUUGCAAUACAGUACAAUUAAGUUAUGUUUUCAGGGGACCUACAGUAGUAAAGGUGGGGUCUGUUGUAAAGGGGGAAGUCCUGAUUUGUGUUCAUAGUAUGGCCCUUGGAGGACUUAAUAACAUUAGAAAUGGCCCUCGAAUGAAAACGGUUCCCCACCCCCCACCCCUGCGUUACACAGUGCAGAGGCCAGCCAGUCACCCACCCUCUCUCUUACAUCCUUUCUUUAUGCUUCAAUCCAUACACAUAUAAAACAAUAUUAAGAUGCCGCAUUGGCUGCCAGGGGAUGUGCAAAAAAAGCACCCAAUCACCACUGUCAGGGGCCGUUUCUCAAAGUGAAGUGUCCCGGCCUUGCUAGGACUGGUGAUGCCCCUUUUCACAAGGUGUAUCCAAUUAUCAAUUACUAGGGCUGGGACAUUAAUGCAUUUAUUUCGAUUAAUUAAUCACGUGAUAAUUAAUGCGAUUAAAAAAAAUAAUCGCAGUAUAAUAUAGCUACAUAGUUCUGGAUUAGACCAGUGGAGGGCAGUAUUACGCCUGAUGGUGAACAGCCUGCUGAAAUUGAGAAGAGUUCUCUCUUCUUUUAAAAAUGAAUAAUGAUUUAGGUCACGCUUAUUUAUUGUAAUUAUUCAAAAUCCAUGUGAAAAAAAAUAUUUUUCACUGUUCUCAAAUCAGAUAUUUAAAUGCGAUUAAAAUGUGAUUAAUUCGAUUAAUUAAUUUCAAAGCCUAUAGAUUAAUGCGAUUAAAAUUUUUAAUCGAGUCCCAGCCCUAUUAUUUACACUUAGAACUAGUUAUUGGAUACUCUUUGGUGAAAUGGGCGUUUACUACUACUCCCUUUCACUAUGAGAAAUGCCCUCUCUAAGUGUUGUUCCAAGAUGGCGACACAAAGCUACAGUGAAGCCGUAUGAUAAAUAGUGAAUAGGCGUGGUGCACUGUGGUAAUGAGGAAUACUGUCCCAACAUGGCUCCCCUGUAAGCACACUGUUCUAGAGCAGACGUCAGCCAAUUGGUCAUCUACUGAACUAUAUGUAUGUAUGGAGUCGGCUAUAUGUCGUGUCUUCCUCCCUUUAGUCUCUGUAGUUUGGCCCUAGUAUGAGGUGCUGGUAGGUCGAGGAAGAAGUGAAAAGUGGUUGCUUUUACUCCAUGGUGUCACAAAACGCAUACAGAUUGCACAUCACUGUAAUGUGUUGUUAAUGUAAAUUCCUUGAAAAUAAGCUCUCUUUCUUUCUAGGCAGUUUUUUGUAUGAUGCUUUGUGCAAACAUGAAAAAAACUACUUCUCUUUGUCUGGGACAUUGGACAAUCGCUUUUUCUAUUUUUUAAGUUUUUUUAAUUAUUAUUUUGAGACUUUAACUCUUCUUCUCUCCUCAGUCCCUAUACACUCUCUCCCUGUCCCCUCCUUUUUAUCUCUCCCUCUCUCUCUCUCUCUCUCUCUCUCUCUCUCUCUCUCUCUCUCUCUCUCUCUCUCUCUCUCUCUCUCUCUCUCACUCACUCGCCCGCUCACACACACACACACACAGUGUGCGUCUCUCCCUUUCCAUUUCUCUCUCUCUCUCUCUCUCUCUCUCUCUCUCUCUCUCUCUCUCUCUCUCUCUCUCUCUCUCUCUCUCUAUCUCUCUCUCUCGCUUUGUCUGCCCUGUGGAGCAGUUUGUGUUCUUACACAUCUUUAUUUCUUUUGAAUUAUUUGUUUUAUCAUGUGGAGAAAAAAGAAAACAUGAAAUGAAGUGUUCCUUUAUAUUUUUCAUACUUAAAGAUUAAAAAAAAAACUUUCUCAGCAUUUUCACUGCAAUGUGUAAACGUCUUGCCAGGUUGCAAAGCUGCUAUGGAACAUCCGUGGGAGUAGAUUUUGUACAUUUAAACAGAAGAGUUGAUAAAAAAAAUAAACAAUUUAUGUAUUUUUAAUUUGUACAUGAAUGAAUAGCUCUUGUAUUGGAUAUCCGUAUUAUUAUUAUGUAUAUUAUUAUUAAACCUCUUCUAAUAAAUCACAAAUUGUGAUAUUUAU